Messenger RNA from Penicillium riverlandense, 1344 nucleotides. RefSeq lists its product as uncharacterized. Lineage: Eukaryota; Fungi; Ascomycota; Eurotiomycetes; Eurotiales; Aspergillaceae. The coding region runs from base 1 to 1344 and encodes 447 amino acids. Gene Ontology annotation, cellular component: membrane. The transcript has a single exon. Gene Ontology annotation, molecular function: glycosyltransferase activity. The record is from RefSeq and is a predicted model, not a curated record.
AUGGCUCCUCGUCGCCUCCCCCUGCUGGCCCUGUGCCUGCUCUACUAUCUGUCGCAACCCCCGGAUCCCCGACCGGCUGGGGGAAAGGGAUUGGGGAGCUGGACACAAGAAUCCAAGAACCAGAACACCUUGACAGUACAAAGUGACGAUAUGGAUUCGUUAACUGCGACAGACCCUUGUGGUCGCCAGCCACGGGACCUGGAUGACGUCUUUGUCGUCAUCAAAACCGGGGCCACCGAGUCCCAGCAAAGAAUCCCGGUGCACUUGCGUACAACCCUCCAGUGCGUGCCACAUUUCGCCAUCUUCUCCGACUACGAAGAGACAAUCAACGGUGUCCAAGUCCAUGAUAUCUUGAAAAACGUCAGCAAGACCACUAUGGAGAAGGAGCCCGAGUUUGAGCUGUAUCGGCGUCUCCAGGAGGUUGGCCGAGAAGGCUUGACGGACGAAGAGUGGGGAGACGACACGAACGGCCCCUUGGGCAAGACCAACAAUCCCGGGUGGAAGCUAGACAAGUGGAAAUUCUUACCUAUGAUCGAUUCUGCCCUGGAACUCAAGCCUGACGCCAAAUGGUACAUCUUCGCAGAGGCUGAUACCUAUUUGGCUUGGCCCAACCUCGUGAACUGGCUUGCACACCUUGAUCACAACGAGCCUUACUACAUUGGGAGCCCUAUGCAGAUUGGAAACGAGCUCUUUGCAUACGGCGGGUCAGGCAUCAUCCUCUCUGCCCGCACGAUGCAGCGCUUAAGCAGCUACCGUGCCCGUGCAGAACAGGAGAUGGACAAAAUGACGGCAGAGGAGUGGGCCGGCGACUGCGUGCUGGCUCGGGCACUCGGCCAAGUCCGAGUAUCCUUGACAUGGGCUUGGCCCAUGAUGUUGACCGUCACACCUUCUGAGUUAGACCAUUUCUCUGAGGGCUACGGCCGUCAGCCAUGGUGUUACCCGGCUAUAUCAUAUCACCACAUGAGCCCGAAAGAUAUAGAGGAUAUGUGGCGCUUUGAACGUGCAUGGUUUUCCUCCGGCAAAAACGCCCUCCUCCUACACGCAGACGUCUUCCGAAAACAUAUCCAUAACGCAAGCCUAUCCGAGCGAAGCGACUGGGACAACCUUUCUAACGUGAAUAUUGAUUCCGUCUCGUCCGCAGAAGCCUGCCACGAGGCCUGCAGCCACGAUUCGGACUGUUUACAAUGGUCUUUCGGGGCCAACGAAGGCUGCAAGCACGCCUCUACGACACUGCUAGGUGUACCUACUAAUGGUACUCACUCUGGGUGGAUGAAGAACCGAGUCCAAAAGCUACUGGAUCUGUUUCAGUCGUCUUGUCCACAGGUGGAAUACAUCUUCGACUGA